Pyricularia grisea is the source of this 1908-nucleotide messenger RNA. RefSeq lists its product as uncharacterized. NCBI's taxonomy places the organism in Eukaryota, Fungi, Ascomycota, Sordariomycetes, Magnaporthales, Pyriculariaceae. Gene Ontology annotation, molecular function: copper ion binding; oxidoreductase activity. The transcript is spliced from 3 exons. The record is from RefSeq and is a predicted model, not a curated record. Bases 1 to 1908 code for a protein of 635 amino acids.
AUGCAUCUGAUCCAGAGCCUCGUGUGGGCUCUCCCACUGGCACUACCAUUCGUGGCUGCCGAGAUUGAGGAUGUCGGCGACAAGCCCCGCAGGUUUGAAUAUACCAUCACUUGGGAGAAGGGGUCCCCAGAUGGUUUCGAGCGUGAGAUGGCCUUCAUCAAUGGAAAGUUUCCGGGACCAGUCCUUGAGGCAAACCAAGGAGACAACCUGGAGAUUGUCGUCAACAACCAGAUGCCUUUCAACACAACUAUCCACUGGCAUGGCAUUGAGCAAAAAGGUACCCCUUGGUCGGAUGGCGUACCGGGCCUCACGCAGCGGUACAUCAUGCCCGGCAAGAACUUCACCUACAGGUGGAAGGCGGACCAGUACGGCAGCUAUUGGUAUCACGCCCACGCCCGCGGUCAGAUUGAUGAUGGCUUGUACGGCGGUAUCCUCAUCCACCCAAACAACAAUACCCAGGACUCGCUGAGCCUGAUCGCCCGGAAUGCCUCCCAGCUCACUGCCAUGCGGGCCGCCGUGCGCAAGGUUCAACCCAUCAUCCUGUCCGACUGGAGACACCUCAAGUCUAUGGAUGCCUGGCAGAUAAACGUCGACUCCAAGCUCGAGACGCCUUGUUAUGAUUCUCUUCUCGUCAACGGCAAGGGCCAGGUCAACUGCUGGUCUCGGCAAAAGAUUAAUCAGCUUACAAAUGGCAUCCAAAGACGAUUCCUGAACAAUGCCAACAUGCAACAGCUGACCGACAAGGGAUGUCUCCCAGCCAAGGCUGUUCAAAUGACCUUUGCUCGCAACAUGCCUGGAAACCUCUCGGCGAUUCCCAAGGAGGUUUUCGACGUCUGCACACCAACCCAGGGUCAACAAGAUGUCAUCAAAGUCAAGCAGGUUGCAGGCGCAAGCGAGUACUGGCAAGCCUUUGACAUCAUCGGCACGUUUGGUCUGGUCACUGCCACAGUCUCGAUGGACGAGCACCCCAUGUACGUUUACGCUGUCGACGGUGGCUACAUCCAGCCGCAGCUGGUCCAAGGCAUCUCCGUCAGCAACGCCGACCGCUACUCGGUCCUGGUCAAGAUUGACAGGCCCGGCGACUACACCUUCCGUGUUGCCUCCAACUCCGUCAUCCAGAUGAUGAGCGCCACUGCCACUGUCCGCGUCCUUGCGGCAAACGCUGCCGAGACGGCCGACGAAUCAGGUGGUGGCAUCACCCCCACGACCGUCAAGGGCCGCUCUGUGGCCCCCUCCAUAGUCCGCCGCCAGCAGAACGGCGCCAGCUCGACGCCCUACAUCAACGACGUCGGUCAGGCCAUUGGUCAGGGCGUCAACUUCUUCAGCGAGAACAACCAACGCCAGUACCCUGCCGAUCCCCCAGGACAAACCGUCGCUCAGACCUUCAAGAUGCAGCUCCGCCACGACGGUAGCGCCUACAAGUGGGCGCUCAAUGACACCAUCUACCCGCUGUCAGCCGACGACGCGGAGCCAGUGCUCUUCAAGGCCACCCCCAUCCGCGACGACAGCACCACACUCACAACCAAGAACAACACGUGGGUCGACUUCAUCUUCGAGUCCUCCACCUUCCCGACCCCUCCUCACCCGGUGCACAAGCACGGCACGCACAUGUACCUCAUCGGCUCGGGACAGGGCAACUUCACCUGGAACACGGUCGCCGAGGCAGCACGUGCCAACCCGGGCCGCUUUAACCUGCAGAACCCACCUAAGCGCGACUCGUUCCAGAGCGUGCCCGCCAUUGUGCAGCCGAGCUGGAUCGCCGUCCGGUACUUCUCGUCCGACCCGGGCCCAUGGCUGAUGCACUGCCACAUCCAGACGCAUCUGGAAGGGGGCAUGGCGAUGAGUAUAAUCGAGGGUUAUGACGUGUGGCCGACGACGCCCAGCGAGUACCUGAACUACGAGCAAUAG